AUGAGUUUAAUCCGUGCCAUUGUGUGCCUCAAACGAUUUGUGGCUAGAACCCGCUGUAAAAAAUCAAAUCCAGUAGCUCUGAAAGAAGAUGCUGAACGAUUUAUCAUUACACAGGCUCAAAACGACAGAUAUCCGUCAGAGAUUCAUGCAAUCAAAAGCGGAAAACACCCACCACUUAACAGUCACUUAAUCUCCCUCAAUCCAGUACUAGACAAAAAUGGGAUUCUGCGAGUAGGAGGUCGAACUAAACACAUGAAGGCUACUCACCUGACCACUCAACCUAUCAUUAUCCCUAAGGAUCACCAUAUUGCCACAUUAUUAGUACGUCACUACCAUGCAGAAAUUCAUCACCAGGGUAGACACAUGACAGAAGGAGCAGUCAGAGGCGCAGGUUUCUGGAUUGUUGGAUUCCGUGGGCUCGUGAACUCUCUGAUUAGAUCAUGCAUUAUGUGCAAAAAACUGCGUGGGAAUCUAGGAUGGACAAAGAUGGCGGACCUACCGUUGGACAGAAUUGAGCCUGGCCCUCCUUUCAGCUUUAUUGGAGUCGACGCAUUCGGACCUUGGCCAGUUGUUGUAAAGAAGACUACCAGAGGUGUCAGGACUACAUCCAAGUAUUGGGCCAUUCUUUUCACCUGUCUUGUGUCAAGAGCCAUACACAUAGAGCUAGUGGGAGACAUGAGUAUUGAAGCUUUUAUCAAUGCCCGAGAAGAUUCAUGGCCAUUCGUGGCCCCGUGCACCAGUUUCGUUCAGAUAGGGGCAUAA
This is a messenger RNA of Magallana angulata, 762 nucleotides long. RefSeq lists its product as uncharacterized. The coding region runs from base 1 to 762 and encodes 253 amino acids. The transcript has a single exon. The record is from RefSeq and is a predicted model, not a curated record. Gene Ontology annotation, molecular function: nucleic acid binding. Lineage: Eukaryota; Metazoa; Mollusca; Bivalvia; Ostreida; Ostreidae.